Molecule: messenger RNA, 1889 nt
Organism: Paralichthys olivaceus (Japanese flounder)
Lineage: Eukaryota; Metazoa; Chordata; Actinopteri; Pleuronectiformes; Paralichthyidae
Gene: kera
Product: keratocan
Molecular function (GO): protein binding
Source: RefSeq, a predicted model, not a curated record
AAAAGCUGGAGGUACAAAUACAGGGAAGUAAGAGGGAUAGCCUCAGCAUUUGCGACAUCAAUUGCUGACUUGCUGAAGGAGGACAGGAAAGAGGGAACUUGCAAAGUUUAAGAUUGGAUUUUAAAAAUGGCACAUCUCACGAGCCUUCUCUGCAUCUUGUGCCUGGUUGGGUCCGUCAUCAACCAGGACAUGCCUUACGAGGAAUACAUGGCCCAGAUCCAAGCCUGCCCUAAAGAGUGUCACUGCCCCCCAAACUUUCCGCGCGCUGUCUAUUGUGACAAUAGGAGCCUGAAGACCCUCCCCACAAUCCCUAGAAACACAUGGUAUCUCUACUUGCAGAACAAUCUAAUAGAAGUGCUGUCAGCUGAUGCCCUGCGUAAUGCCACACAACUGCGCUGGCUGAACCUAAACCACAACAAAAUCACAAGUGAAGGAGUGGAAGAAGGUGUCCUGAAUGCAAUGUCUCACCUGGUGCACCUGUACAUGGAUGACAACCUCUUGUCUUCAGUGCCAUCACCCCUGCCAGCCAGUCUGGAGCAUCUACGUCUCUCUCGCAACCGCAUCUCCAAGAUCCCUGCUGGUGCCUUCAUUGGUCUGGAUAAGCUGAGCCUCCUGGACCUCCAGGGGAAUAAGUUAAUGGAUGAUGCUGUGACUGAGGUGAGCCUGAAGGGUCUAAACAACUUGGUACAGAUCAACCUAGCCAAGAACCAGCUGACAAGCAUGCCUCUCGGCCUACCACCCACCACCACUCAGCUUUUUCUUGAUGGCAACAACAUUGAGAAGAUCCCAGUCGGCUACUUUAAAGGAUUGCCCAAAGUGGCAUUUCUGAGGCUCAACCACAACAAACUUGGCAGCAGUGGAGUUCCCAAACAUGUGUUUAAUAUCUCCAGCAUCUUAGAUUUGCAACUGUCCCACAACCAGCUGACUGAGGUGCCCGUCAUUUCCUCAGGCCUUGAACACCUUCUCCUCGACCACAACAAGAUCAAAAGUGUAAGCGGAUCUAAUAUCUGCCCUGUCUCUAUUGACACUGUUGAUGACUCUAUCAAUGAAAGUGUUCCUCGAUUGCGCUACCUCCGACUGGAUGGCAAUGAGAUUAAGCCACCAAUUUCGAGGGAUGUCAUCCUCUGCUUCCGUCUCCUGAGGUCCAUUGUCAUUUAAGAAAAGGAAACUCAUCUUCAUGUCAUUGACUAAUUCUUAUUUCCCACAAUCAAUGACGUGGCAAUUUGGGUGCUGGUCUAAAAAAAAAUUUACUUGUGAAACCUUGAAUCAAAAUUGGUGACAUGAGUCCAACUAUUUUACACUAGUUGGCAUCAACCCAUAUUCAUUGUUGUGUAUCCAGAAAACAUGACGAUUUCAAUUCAGAUAAGUAACAACAACGUCUUGAAGGAACUGAUGAGUUAGACGCUGACCUGAGGUUCUGGUGCCUUAUGUUGUAAACAUCCGCAUUUAGAAUUAUGAACCAACAUUUCUUACAACACAGCAUGACAGUGAUUUAGGGGGAAAUAUGUACUUAUGUAUGUGAAUAUCUUAAUGAUAGUGAUUUACUGUCAUUAUCAUUUUAUUUAGGCAGAACUUGAAUUAAUGCAUAAGGAAAUAUACCUUUGUUUUUUUUUAUCUGUUGUUUCAGGAAAUCUUUUGCUUUGUAUCUGUAGACUUGACACCAAACACAUAUUCUUGUGUUCUUUAACUCUAGAAAAUGAUUCUGUUCUACAAUUAUGCAUAUAUAAUGUAGGUAAUUUAUUUUUAUUUAAUAUUAAGAAGAAAAAUUGUCCUUGCAAACAUUUUAGAGUCCUGUCUAUAUCCACGGCCAAUAUUCCUUAAUGUUUUGUAUGCAAAAGAAUGCCAACACUAUUUUUUAAUUCUGAUCAUUAUUGAAGAACCAGAAUUAC